CGCACCAUUCUAAUUGGCAUCUAAGUAUUCGCCAUGGUCCUCCUUCUGCUUUCAAUAAAGGCUGAACUCGAAAACAUCGCAUUUCUCGAGCCGUCCGAUGGAUUUGAUUACUUUUUCCGGGUUAAAUGUACCAGCUGUAACGAGCAACACCCAAAGCUGGUUUCCCUGAAUCGUGCGGAAGAGUUUGAAGUUUCGGGCUCAAAAGGAAACACAGCUCACUUCGUGUGGAGAUGCAGCCUUUGCAAACGUGGAAGCUCUGCAAAAUUUGAUCCUUCAAAGACGCUGUCCUAUACGGAGGAGCACAGCGGACAACUGGCUCCGUUCCUCAAGAUAGAGUGUCGGGGCCUGGAGUUUACUAGCUUUGAACCUAGGGGUUCUUGGACCUGUCAUGGUACUACCGGAACGGUUUUUAAGGAUGUUGAUCUGGUUGAGAAUGAUAUGUGGACGGAUUAUGACGAAAAGGUUGGCCUCCCAGUAAGUGUGUCUGAAUUCGAUAGUGAGUGGAGGAGAGCAUAAAGGUGGUAAGGUAUAUUGAAGUCGCAUGUUAAUGUAUGCAACGGAUAUAGAAUAUGAACAAUGAACAACUGUAUCAUGACUCUUG
Marasmius oreades (fairy-ring Marasmius) is the source of this 601-nucleotide messenger RNA. RefSeq lists its product as uncharacterized. The coding region runs from base 34 to 516 and encodes 160 amino acids. Gene Ontology annotation, molecular function: zinc ion binding. Lineage: Eukaryota; Fungi; Basidiomycota; Agaricomycetes; Agaricales; Marasmiaceae. The record is from RefSeq and is a predicted model, not a curated record. The transcript is spliced from 5 exons.